UGACGAUCGGCACUCCACCCGCCUCGUCACAGCAUGGCCAUGACGGGGUUGAAGGUCCUGAGCUUCAGAUGGAUUCUCCUGGGAUGCAUCGGCGCCCUUGUCGUGUUUCAGUCAGUCGACGUGUUCCUGAGCUACAGAGCAGCCGCGUCGUCGGCGGCGCUGGCGACGCACCGACGGGCCUUUCGGCCGUUGAAGGCACCCGACGACAACGACCUCUUGCACAUGAACCAGCUCAUGACGGAUUGCCUGACCAAAGGCGAAGCGAUCAUAUCGUGGCGGUACAUGCAGCCUCCGUUGUGGCGCGACUCGGCCGCGAAGGACGUGCUUGCCGAGAUCCUGCGUUGCCCGGAAGCCGAGGUUUUUCUCCCCGUGGGGAUUCGGUCACACGGGUACUGCGAAGAUGCCAUGGCGUACGUCAAAUUCCUCGAAACCCGCGCGAUGCCAUACUGGGUAUACGAGGAAGCAUUCCACAUCGACGGCAAAGAGUACUCGUACCAUGACCUGUGCCCCCAUACCGCCGUGAUCCUCAUGAACCACUACUGGGACGGUCUUCCCGACCGCCACGACUUUCCCAAGACGAAGAAACUCGUGCUCAUGCCCAACGUCGAAAUGCACGACCUCAAGGCGGCGCACUACCAUCGGGUCGACUACGUUUUAGCCAAAACCAAGGACUCGUACAAGCGCAUUACGAACUGGUACAGCCAAGAAGGCAACAACCCUCGCCACACGCAGGUCUACUUCACGAUGCACACAUCGAGCGACCCGACCGUGCUGACCAAGGAAGCGGCGCGAACGGACCCCGUCGCAUUCACGCCGGCCGAGCGCAAUUGGCACAACCUCACGAUCUUCCAUGCCAACGGACACAGCACACUGAAAAACACGAUCGAAGUGCUCGACUGCUGGGCGAGUCGCCCCGAUCUACCGCCGAUCUCGAUCUACUCGAGCGACGGCGGAUCCAACGACACGUACUGGCGGCUCCACCGCGAGGGCAACCCACUGCGCCAUGUCGACUACCACAGCGGGGAAUUCGUGUCGCCGCCCGUGUACGGCAAACUCCUGCUCGAAACGUCCGUGAUUAUGUGUCCGAGCAUCGCCGAAGGGUGCGGAGUCCUUGGUACAGCAGCUCCAUGACAUGGCUGGCUCUUGUAGAUUUGGCCAUUACAUCAACCAAGCGCGGGCGUCCGGCGCGCUGGUUGUUACGACAGACGGCGCCCCGAUGAAUGAAUUCAUCGAUGAAUCGUCGGGGGUGCUGAUCCAGGGCGUCACGUCGCGGGGCGACGUCCUCAUGGGCACCGGGACCGAGUUUCACGUUGACCACAAACACAUUUGCGCCACGAUGGAUCGGGUGCUUGCGCUGACGCCGUCCGAGCGCGCGGCGCGCGCCGCGGAAGGCCAACGGCGAUACUUUGAACAAAUGGCGUACUUUCGAACGGCGAUGAAGUCGUUUCAGAAGCUGCUGCGUUGGCAACUGACGCCGCCUCGAAACGACACGUCAUCGACGACGUAGGACGAUGGAGCAUUAAUGACAGGAUAUGCUGACCGAAUCGACGACGGCAUGUCUCAAAAAAGGUUGCGGCGGGUGGUCCAGGUGCCCCCGCUUUGCCCACCGCUAUGUGUCGUCUUGGAGGCAGAGGACGCCAGUUGGAGUUGCGCCGGCCGGCCAACCAUCCAACGAGGCGCCAACGAGCCGCUGGCGCGUUGGCAUGAACUAAUGGAAUGUUCCUAGAGCUGGCAACUCUAUGGGACGACUGAAAAGCGCUUGCGACCUUUCGAUAGGAUGCCGCUACGUGUGUCCACAAGGUCAUCUUGUACACUUGUUGGUCUUUGCACGAUCGAAAGACCUUUUGCGUCGCCUUUGGCAGCCAACACGAAAGGACAGCGCUGACGAUGGGCGCUAGCGAUGCUUGGGGAAGGACUGGUUGGUUUGGCGUGCGUCGACGGCUGCAACGUACUCGUGAGUUGGUCGCCGCCCUUCUCCCCUCGAUCGCGUUGUUAGCGCCGAGCGAAAACCCCUCUGUGGCUUGGCGAAGAUCGUGCAACGCCGCAAAGUACGCGGCCUGGCGUCAAGGCACGUGUGUGUCGGAGGACCGUCGUCCUUGUCAAUAAUGUUAACAUCCUAUCACGAGAUCUGC
Aphanomyces invadans is the source of this 2132-nucleotide messenger RNA. RefSeq lists its product as hypothetical. The record is from RefSeq and is a predicted model, not a curated record. The transcript has 3 exons. The coding region runs from base 34 to 1131 and encodes 365 amino acids. NCBI's taxonomy places the organism in Eukaryota, Oomycota, Saprolegniomycetes, Saprolegniales, Verrucalvaceae.